AUGGGCCUUUUGGCGCCAAAACUGCAGACCAACGUUGUUUUCUCGGGAACAUUUUCUUUUACGUGGCUCUUCUACUUGGUUGUGGGCUUGAACAUCCAGCUUUUGGGCGGCACGAUCUCCUUUUUGUCGGCAAUCUCAGCUACAGGGUACAGCAUGUUCCCAUUGGUAGUUGGAGCACUCGUCAAUGGUCUCCUUAUCAAGUGGCGCUUGAUCCGUUUGAUCAUUAUGUUCAUUCUUAACGCCUGGAGCGUGUAUGCUGCCCAGAUGAGCCUACGGUGCCUGGGAGUGCUUCCUGGAAGAGUCUUUUUGGCAAUCUACCCGGUGGCCUUGAUGUAUGCUGUUCUUAGUUGGCUUGUUGUUAUUACAUAG
Candidozyma duobushaemuli is the source of this 369-nucleotide messenger RNA. RefSeq lists its product as uncharacterized. Lineage: Eukaryota; Fungi; Ascomycota; Pichiomycetes; Serinales; Metschnikowiaceae. The record is from RefSeq and is a predicted model, not a curated record. Gene Ontology annotation, cellular component: trans-Golgi network; membrane. Gene Ontology annotation, biological process: endoplasmic reticulum to Golgi vesicle-mediated transport. Bases 1 to 369 code for a protein of 122 amino acids. The transcript has a single exon.